Closterium sp. NIES-67 is the source of this 1022-nucleotide messenger RNA. NCBI's taxonomy places the organism in Eukaryota, Viridiplantae, Streptophyta, Zygnematophyceae, Desmidiales, Closteriaceae. The record is from the annotation of a GenBank genome assembly.
UGCACACCUCGAGCUUUGUUUUUCACCUGUGUGCUUCUUGUUGCUGUUGCUGCUGCCGCUGCCUGCCACUCAUCACGGCCCAUCACCGCCAAUCCUCCAUCGCCCUUCCAUCCGACAUCGGCCUACCUCGCUCCAUCUUCGCUCCAUCUCCGUUCCAAACUUCGCUUACCAAAUCGCUCGACUUCUUUGACUAGACUUUCCUUCCACAAUGGCCAUGUGGCUCCGCGCAGUGUCUGUAGUGGCACGUCGAAGCAGCAACUAUGCCCGAGUCCUGUCGGGAAGCCCAGCUGCUGCUCCGGCUCCGACCCGCAUUUUCCCCGCUCUUACUCGACAGUUCUCUCAAGUCGGCCAUGGCAGUGGCGGUCGCGACGGCGGUGUGAACAUCCGUGGCCCUCCCGAAGCGUUGCCUUACAAUGUGCGAGGAUUGAACCACAUCGCCAUUGCUGUUCCCGAUCUUCCUGCCGCCUCGGAGUUCUACCGGACCACAUUCGGCGCGCAGGUCUCCGAGCCCCAUGAUCUGCCCGAGCAUGGAGUGCGCGUGGUGAUUGCUCAAGUGAGCAACUGUACAGUGGAGCUCCUGCACCCGCUCGGAGAGAAGAGCCCCAUCGCCAAGUUCCUCGAGAAGAACCCUAGGGGAGGAAUGCACCACCUCUGCUUCACUGUUGAUGACAUCGGUGCUGCCUCCAAGCAUGUGUCCACGGAGGGGAUUCGCGUACUGGGAGACGGCAACCCAAAGAUCGGUGCUCAUGGAAACCCAGUCCUGUUCCUGGAUCCACGUGACAACCUUGGUGUGCUCUGCGAGUUCGAGCAGGUCUCUUGUGCUGAGCCGCACAAGGCAUGAGCACGAAGGCAUUACUAAUAGCAGCAGCUGUAUUGUGCACGGGGCUGUAUUAGUGCCAACCGUAUUCGCCUAGAUGGCUGGAUCAGGAGCUCUUGUUACUGAUUGUAACUGCUCAAUGAAUGCCAUUCACUGUAGCUCUGGCGAACAUAAUGGGGUGGUAGAAUUAAUCAGUGAUAUGCCC